GGAAAAUGCACCUUCAGUACUCAACCCUUGUCUCUCCCCGGGGUUCAGGCUGAAAGCAAGAGCAAGAGACCUGGGAUAGAGGAAGUGGGCUGGGGACCUGAAUCUUGGAGAAAUGUCUUUCUUGGAUCUGAAUUUCUUCUCCUUGGGGAUGUGGUCUCUCGGAGCUGGAGCCCUGGGCGCAGCUGCUUUAAGCUUGAUCCUGGCCAACACUGACCUGUUUCUCACCAAAUCAAUAGCAGCUACCCUAGAAUUUUUGGAAGAGAUAGAGCUGAAAACUCUGGAUAAUGAAUCCCCAAAAACUUUCAAAGCCCGAGAACUGUGGGCAGACAAUGGGGCAGUGAUCAUGGCAGUACGAAGACCAGGCUGUUUUUUGUGUCGAGAGGAGGCAGCCGAACUCUCUGCUCUCAAGCCACAGCUAGAUCAGUUGGGCAUCCCACUCUAUGCUGUAGUGAAAGAGAAGGUCGGGUCAGAAGUGGAGGAUUUCCAGCCAUAUUUCAAAGGAAAGAUCUUUCUGGAUGAAAGGAAAAAAUUUUAUGGUCCCCAGAAGCGGAAGAUGAUGUUUAUGGGAUUCAUUCGUCUGGGUGUUUGGCAAAACUUUUUUCGGGCCAGGAAUAAGGGCUUCUCUGGUAAUCUGGAAGGAGAAGGGUUCAUCCUUGGAGGUGUUUAUGUGAUUGGGCCAGGAAAGCAGGGCAUUCUCCUAGAGCACCGAGAGAAAGAGUUUGGAGAUAAAGUCGACCCUGCCUCUGUUCUGGAAGCUGCCAAAAAGAUAAAGCCACAUGCUUCAACCUCAGAGGGAAAAUGAUCAAAUUUAACAACUGACCGCGGGAAAAACUUGGAAGAUGAGACUGUGAUUGACAUUGGCUUUACAAGUCCCACUGAAGGCUUCCCUAUCUACACACGCAUUACAUAUUUCUCCUAGAAGUUAAACCCCAUCUGGUUUCAUUUUUUGGAUUCUGGGAUUUUUCUUCUAGUUAAACAAUUAGAAUUCAAAGCAAGAUCAUUAUUUUUCUUUUUCAUUUCUUUUCUCUUUCUUUCCUUCUUUCUUUCCUUUCUUUCUUUCUUCCCACCCCAAGCAGGUUAUUCAGUGCUUUUUCACUACAGAGUGAGAGAAAAGUGUUCUCUCCUUCACAGCUCACCUCAUUUACCUUGGAGAUUUGCAAAGUGCUUCCUUUUCAGUUCCCUAUGAAGCAAGCAUUAUAAGUAUAAGUCAUAGGAGGAGACAGAUGUGGAGAUUAAAUGAUUUGCCCUGACCCAAUAGCCCCCCCAAAUCAGGAUAGCAUUAAAAGAGCCCUGAAUUCAGCCUCAGGAGUCUUUGGCAAGUUCCUUCAUCUCUAUGAAACUUAGUUUCCUCGUUUGUUUAUGAUGUUUAGUGAGCAUAAUAAUCGAUAUGGCAUAAUAAAUAGAGAGUAAAGUAUUGCUAACAAAGAGCAGUGUUCAAAUCUUGUCUCUUAGAUUAUCUGUGUGACAAUAUGUAGGUUACAACUCCUCUGAGUCUCAGUUUCUACAUCUAUUAAGAGGAGAUAAUAAUACCUCUAGUGACAGGCAGCAUGACAUCAUGGAUAGAGAGAUGACCUCAAUGUCAGGAAUGGAUAAAUGUAUAGUUGAAUAAAUGAAUUUAUUUAGAGCUUACUAUGUAGCCCUAUUCUAAGUAGAGGAAAUACAAAGAGCAAAAGUGAGACAGUCCUAGCUCUCCAGGAAAUAAACACACCUAAGAAAGUGGGAUUAGAGGCCUAAGAUUGAAGUUGAGGAUUGGAUGGCAAGAUGGGGGAGUUCCCUGGUUACAACAAUCAGUCGGAUGACCAUUUUGGGGGUCUGUGGGGAGUAGCAUCAGGAAAAUAUGGGUUCCAGAACUGCUUCUAGUAUGCUACAUGGCCCUAAGCAAGUCACAACUUUUUGGUGCCCUAAAGCAACUAUUUAUUCAUUUGGGGAGAAGGGCUCCUUAUCUGGAGCCCCCUAUUCUGAUAAAAUCAGCAAUCUGGCUUAAAAAAAAAACCAAACUCUCUAAUACCAGCUUCAAAGGAGAAAAUACAUGUGAGGUGCUCUGGAAACUAUAAAGCACUGUAUGAAUAUCAGCUGUUCUCAUUAUUUAUUCCACAGAUUUGUUGCCUUGUAAACCUUCAAGCUCUAUAUAAAUGUGAAUUACUAUUCAUUGGAACUGGGGCUUGAACCGAGGGCCUUUGAUACCAAAUCCAGGGCUCUUUCCACUAUGCCAUGUUGCCUCUGUGACACAUAUAAGUUUUGGGAUGAUAUUCUUUAAUAUAAUUCACGUAGAAGACUUUUUCUGGUUUUUUGUUUUUGUUUUAACUGUUUCCUAUGAGCUGAGAGUUGGGUGCAUUUCACCAUAAGGUUGGAGAGCCUGGGUUUUUACUUGUGUGUGGAGUAUUAUGGGCUCUCCCAGGGAUGAAUUAUGUAUCAUUUAUCCAUACAAGGACCAGCCUAACCAGGUUUGGAGGGGCUUACCACCUGAGUGUUGGCCAUUUUCUUUUCCUAGCUAAGGCAGCUCAUGAAACAGCCUGCUGAGUUGUAGAGAAGUUGUAGAGAAGGUGCAGUUGCACUGAUGAAAUAAUGAAUCUUUGUGUAUGAGUGCGUUGUUAUGACUGUAGAAAUAGAUAUCCCUUGUUUUAUGGAACAGAUGUGUACUAGCAAAGCUGUAUUUUCCAACUAAAUUUUCCAACCUCAUUGAUUUUUAAUAUGUCAUUAGAAGCUUGUCCUACUGGAAAUUGUUUUAUCAUCUGACUAUAAUAAAAUCAUGCUUAGGAAAACAGUAGAUUUUUGUGUAUAAAAUUGGAAAAGUAAGAAACUUUCUCAUAAAAGAUUAACAAUAGGAAAAAAUAGUGUGUUAUCUCUCUAAGAAGUAACUAUCAAAAAGAUUAAAAAUGAAAAUAAUAAUGUGUUGAUCAGAUUCUCCAGUACUCCACUGGAGAAAUUGGAAGUCUUCACUUGGGUCUUCUUAUGUGUGGUAAUUUGUUAAACAUCUUGCACUUAUACCUUAUCUGUCAAAUAGGGUGGUAAAUAAGAGCACUGCUUGACACAAUGCCUAGCAUAUAGGUGGUAUUUAAUAAAUGCUUCUUGAUUUGA
Molecule: messenger RNA, 3078 nt
Organism: Antechinus flavipes (yellow-footed antechinus)
Lineage: Eukaryota; Metazoa; Chordata; Mammalia; Dasyuromorphia; Dasyuridae
Gene: PRXL2A
Product: peroxiredoxin like 2A
Exons: 6
Coding region: 113-802 (229 amino acids)
Source: RefSeq, a predicted model, not a curated record